UUCCAGAACUUUUUUGUCGUCAAAAUAUGAUGUCAAACUAUUUGCUAAGGAUAUUGCUUGCCCUGCUCUUCCUCUCAGUAGUUCCACAGAAAUCAGAUGGGGAGUUUGAUGAGCAAUGGUGCAUAGCAGAUGAGCAGACUCCAGAUGAUGAGUUGCAAGUAGCCUUGGAUUGGGCAUGUGGGAAAGGAGGGGCCGAUUGUAGUCAAAUUCAGGUCAAUAAACCUUGCUAUUUUCCCAACACUGUUAGAGCCCAUGCUUCUUAUGCUUUCAACAGUUACUUUCAGAGAUUCAAACACAAAGAUGGUUCUUGCUACUUCAAGGGUGCUGCCCUUAUCACAGAACUAGACCCCAGUUAUAAGUCUUGCCGCUAUGAGUUUCUUCCCUGAUUCCGCGAAAAUUUUGAUUCAGAGCACCCAAAGUAUGAUCUGAAUAAGAACUAUAUUUUUUUUUGAAUAUUGGUCCUCAUUGACUGUUGUUAACUCAGUGAGAAAAUUAUCAUUAUCUUUUACCGAAUUCUUCUUU
Messenger RNA from Morus notabilis, 522 nucleotides. Its product is annotated as glucan endo-1,3-beta-glucosidase 12. Lineage: Eukaryota; Viridiplantae; Streptophyta; Magnoliopsida; Rosales; Moraceae. The coding region runs from base 27 to 386 and encodes 119 amino acids. The record is from RefSeq and is a predicted model, not a curated record. The transcript has 4 exons.